AUGUUAGCGAAUCAAUUUACUUGUGAAAACUUACAGGACGUCCAAUCUCUGUUUCGAAAUAUAGAAACUCAUACACAAACAGCAAAAGGAAACACAGACCUAUUUCCCCAAAAGGUGCUAUCUUUUAUUGGCAUUACAAACCCAGAUAGAAUUAAGAAAUUGCAAACAUAUGAAAAUCGUGUAGAUUCUGUACAAAUACACAACGUAGCCAAGUCAACCACAGAUGAGCCAAUGUUCAAGCUACACAAGUUACGGAGGUUCAUAAUGACUUUCCUUUCAACAUUAAUCUUAAAGUCUGCUGUGAAGGGAAAUAUUUUGGACCUGAACGAAAAAUCAAUGCACAAUGUGUUUGGAUUUAUGUCACCUUUAACAGAGGAAGAAAAACAAAUGUUUAAGCUUAUGGCAUAUGAUUAUCAACGAGCCAAACUCUUCAAACUCGUAACAGACAAAGGAUUAUUCUUGCUUCCAGAAACACAUCUUCUCAUUAAGGAUCACGUUCCUCAGAAGUAUCUUUGGAUGGGUCCUUCACAAAAACUCCACUACUAUUCCAAAGCAUAUCAUCUCGCUCAUUAUGUAGGUAUGAAAACUAGUGAAAUCGAAGAUUACGAAAAUAUUUUACUGAAAGCAGUCCCGUUAAUGGUCAGACGAGGCGAAGACAUUAGCAACAGAUACAUUCUCAAAAAUAGAGAGUCUACUCUUAAAGUAUUAGCCAAGAGAUGUCAUCACGAUUUACGUCAUGCGAAACAAACGCUUCUACUGCCAAGUCUUGUACUUUUACAUUUUCUCUACCUCCACACUUUACAACGAUCUCAAAAAGAAGUUAUAUUUUCGUAUUGGCAUCUGUUUGAAGCCACACAUUUCAAGUACAUUGUAUCAGAGAAGUGA
Naegleria lovaniensis is the source of this 885-nucleotide messenger RNA. RefSeq lists its product as uncharacterized. The record is from RefSeq and is a predicted model, not a curated record. The coding region runs from base 1 to 885 and encodes 294 amino acids. NCBI's taxonomy places the organism in Eukaryota, Heterolobosea, Eutetramitea, Acrasida, Naegleriidae. The transcript has a single exon.